AUGUCGUCAAUGAUUAACAAUAUGAUCAAGAAAAUUAUCUUGUUUGAAGAUGGUUCUCAAAUGGUGGAUGAAUUAAUACGUGAUCAAACUGCUCAAUUAGAAGAUAUAAUAUCUGUUAUUUUUGAUAAUAUUGAACAUGUAAAAAAUGAAGGAAAAAUGAAAAAUUUGGCUAAAAUUAUUGCUGAUGCAUCAUUUAAAAAACGUUCUUUAAAUUAUGUUAAUAAUCAAAUGAAUUAUAUAAAUGAAAAUGAAACAAGUGCAUUAAAAAAAAAUUUUGUCCGAAAAAUUCUGACAGAAAUAGUUGAUUUGCUGAUAAAAAAUGCUGAUGAUAAUGAUCUUCCAUUAUGGAUUGAAUAUGGACGUCUGUCCCAAAUUCUCAUGUCAUAG
Molecule: messenger RNA, 387 nt
Organism: Rotaria sp. Silwood1
Lineage: Eukaryota; Metazoa; Rotifera; Eurotatoria; Philodinida; Philodinidae
Source: the annotation of a GenBank genome assembly